Molecule: messenger RNA, 3808 nt
Organism: Brassica rapa (field mustard)
Lineage: Eukaryota; Viridiplantae; Streptophyta; Magnoliopsida; Brassicales; Brassicaceae
Source: RefSeq, a predicted model, not a curated record
CUGAAGGGAGUAAACGAAAAGGGGGUAGGGCAAAAUCGAGUCAAUUGUGAAACCAUGUCUUUCUCGAUCUCUCUUGUCUCUCGAUCUCUCAUCUCUCUUCUCUCUCGAUCUCUCAUCUCCGUCGCUUCUCCUCUCGAUCUCUCGUGGGUUCUCGUCACGGCGGUUCUCCUCGGCGGUUCUCCUCGGUGGUGCCGCAGAUGCCAUUGACGAAUAUGUUCGGAUGGCUGAAACCACAGCUAGAAAAUGUUUGCACCAUUUCACUGCGGGGAUAAUCCACUUAUUUGGCGAUGAAUAUCUAAGACAUCCAACACCGGAGGAUCUUGAAAGACUACUAGCUGUGGGAGAACAACGUGGAUUUCCGGGAAUGAUUGGAAGCAUCGACUGUAUGCAUUGGGAGUGGAAGAAUUGUCCUGCCGCUUGGAAAGGAAUGUAUUCACGUGGAACCGACAAACCCACAAUCGUGUUGGAGGCGGUAGCUGGACAGGACCUCUGGAUAUGGCAUGCGUUUUUUGGAGCUCCAGGUACUAUGAAUGAUCUUAAUAUUCUUGAUCGAUCACCUGUUUUUGAUGAAAUAAUUAACGGAAACGCUCCGGAAGUCCAUUUCCAUGUCAACGGAAGGGAGUACGAUUUGGGUUACUAUCUUGCCGAUGGUAUUUACCCGAAAUGGGCUACUUUUAUUCAAUCAAUCCGACUCCCACAAGGUCCAAAACCUUGUUUAUUUGCUAAAAGACAAGAAUUCGUGCGAAAAGAUGUUGAGCGUGCCUUCGGAGUCCUGCAAGCUAGAUUUGCGGUUGUUAGAAAUCCUUCUAAUUUAUGGGAUAAAAACAAAUUAGGAAAUAUUAUGAGAGCAUGCAUCAUACUCCCUAAUAUGAUUGUCGAGAAUGAACGAGAUUCCUACCUCCGCACAUCAGAAUUUCAACAAGGAAAAGAUGAUGAUCCCAGUUUUGUAGUCAGACGGACUACAAAUAUCCGUACUACAUUGGGACGUCGAGCAGAUGUUCGGGAUACAGCAGGCCAUCUACAAUUAAAAGAAGAUUUGAUCGAACAUAUUUGGGAUAAAUACGGACAUUUACCAAAUUUACCAAAUGAUAUGUAAUUUUUAUGUUUGUAUGAAAUUAAUAAAAUGUGUGUUUGUUUUUUAUUAAUAAAAUGGGAUGUAAAAUGUUUGUAAUUUUCUAUUAAAGUAAUAAUUUAGUUUGUUCUUAUAUGUGUUAUUAAAUUUAAAAUGGAAUUUUGUCUUAAAAAAAUUAAAAGUUAAGGACCCAGAAAAAGUCCCACCAAUAAUCAUCAUUUUAACAAAAAGUCCUUAACAAAGUCCUAAUCUACAAAUAAUAAUUAAAUACUCUAAGGACUUAUCAAUUGGGACAAUUGAUAAUGAUGCUCUUAGCAGAUAUUAUCUAAUCAGUUAUCCCUAUAUAUGUAUUGUAACAACAUACCAAAACAAAAUUGUCAUCUCAACGCUUAUCUCUUUUUUUUUUUUUGUCGUCUGUAUUAUAAUGGCAAAAACCCAAGGAGGAUUUUACAAGAUUAAGGUCAUCCAGGCCCAGCCAUAUUAAAACAAAAAAACAAAGAGGCCCACAACGGCCCAGCCAGGAAGAGUCCAAAGGAAGAAGGUGACGAGACUGGCAUCAGGUUGAACGAGAAGCGCAGGUCAUGCGCGGUAGGGACACGUGCCAAGCGAAAGCGCCACCCUUCUUCACCGACUUGCACGUCAUCGUCGGAAUUCAAAUCGGCGUUUCACCGGACACACCGGAAACAGAAACCCGUUCAAUGAAAACCGACGAAGACGAUGAUUGGAAGUGAAAAGACUUCGAUAACAACUCCUUAAUCUUCAACACCGGACCGUCAACCACCGGAAACUUCAAUCGACACCGCCGAGAGUAAAUCCAGUAGCAGAACCACCGUCGUACCAAAGACUAAACCAAACGGUCUCUGCUUAGAGAAAACGCUUCAACCACAUACGAUCGAGAAUUAAGGAUCCGAUUCACAAUCAGAUCUGAGAACGAAACUCUUUCGAAUCAGGAAAAGCUCAAGCGGAGAGAGUAGACAAACCGGAACAUCCGGAUAUAAAGCCGCCGUCAUCACCAGAGGAUAAGGUGCGACGCAGAGACUAAAGCCGGCCGCCAAACACCUGAAGAGAAAGCGUUUACGCCAGAACCAAAAAUCGGCCGACCACCGAAAAAGGUGCGACGCCGGAAAAGAGACCCACAAGAGUGAAGAUACGCCGGAUAACACUAGACUGAGGUUUGGUCUCAUCACUUUCCUCCGUGAAAGAUGGAUAUCUCUAUGUUACUUCAAUUUAAAAGUUCAAAAAAUUACGAUGCAUGUUAAUUUUGUACCGGUAAAUAAAGAACGGCCACUAUUGUCAGUCCUGAUCUUCAAAUAUGUUCGUCAAUGUUGUGUUGAUAGUUCAAAACCCACCGACAUUAGUUUUUGUAGAUGAUAGCUAUCGAUACUAGAUAAAUUUACGUUUCAAAGAUAAUAAUUAGAACCAACAAGAUCAAUCAACAAGUAUAAUCCAACUCUUUAUAUCAAAUUAUCAAUCAAAUCAUACUUUAUUUGGCUUGUAGCACGGAAUCUAACAUGGGUUGCUUUGUAUACAUAGAAAUGAAUAUAAAGUAUAUUGACCUACAAGGCUACAAACGUGGAUAUAUUGUAAUAUUAUGAAUAACUUUGCUUUUGUCAGAAAGAAACUUUUGCUAUUGCUAUAUACAGUAACAAAAAUUUGAACCAAAAAUAUAUAUAUAUAUAUUGGCAACAAAACAUAUAAAGAACUAUUACAAUUCUGACGUUUUUUUUACUUUGACUUUGACAUGUUAUUACAUAUACAAUUAAGAAAACUCUACAAUUAAUAAGAUGAAACUUUAUUUUAUUGCUCCUAUCAAUUUGGAGAUCUUGGUAUCCCAAAUAUACUUUUGUUUGCUGUAAUUAGUGUAUACCAUUUUUUUUUACAACGACAAUGGUGGCCACGAUUUAAGAGGAGCUACUAAAAUCAAUUAAACUAGUGGUCUCCACUAGAUUUUAUAAUAUAAACCAGAAAUCACGGAUCAACCUUUUUGACAAAUGCCUAAUCCCAUUCUCACAGGCUAUCGCGACUUGUGAUCUGCCACUACCUCAUCCACAAAUUUUAAAAAGUAUUAAUAAUCAUAAAGCUGGGGAAUAAAACAAAAUGAAAUUUCUUUUAGUGUCUAUUCAAUAGUCAAUAUUAGGAUAUACAUCAAUAUAUUAGAAUAGUAAGUUUAUCAUUAUCUAUUAUAUACUAUUCCAUAUUAGUUUAGGAAAUUAGUUUGAUUUAUUCUCUAUAUAAACAAUGCAUCUUGUAAUAUUAUUUUCAUGAGAGUCUAAUAUAAUUCUUCCAUAAACACUUUUGUGUUCUUUACUCUCAUCAAUUUAUCAUGGUAUCAGAGCCUGAACAAAACUAAAAACAUCAAAAACAUCCAUAUUCUCGUUUGUCUUGCAAAAUCACAGAACAAUCAAUUCUCAUUCAAAAACUUCUGUAUUCACGACUUGAAAAAGAAGAUUUUUAUUCAAUCAUAGUCUUGGUGUCUUUGCAAAAUCGCAAAUCAUCAAACUUAUUCUCUAUUCCUUUGUUUCUCGAUUUGAAACAAGGAAAAUUCAUUCAACAAUUCAAACAUUCAUUCAUCAACUUUCGUAUGGCUAUUAGCUCACGAAGAUUCAGAUUUCUUUACGGCAGUCUACCGGCAGCCGAUUCACCCUACCGUGAAGAUUGCAAAGCAAACAAUCAUCUCAUUGUAGGAUGGAUAAAACAAACAUUCGAACCAAAACUCAGAUCAUCUAUCUCUACUUG